AUGGACUCUCCCAACAGCAGAGCAACAACACCGGACCUGUCUGUGACGAAAGGUACUUCCGAUAUGCAUACUCUGCCCUCGACGCCAAAGACUCCGACACUAGCUACAGCACUAGAACUAACAACGACAGCACAGGACUUGGCAUCUGGAAGUGGUACUCCAAACCAAGACAUAGCAUUGAGCGAUUCGACUGCCCAAGCUGUAUCGAACGCCGUCCUUCUGCCACGCUCGCCCGUGUCUACGGCCCAAGAGCCCGUCGCCAGUUCAACGACAACUGUUCCGUGCGCCCAGAUGUUCGCAUUUCUCACCCGUUUCGAGCAACUCGCAUACGACAAAAUUCCGAACGCAAACAGCAUCUCCGAAACCAUGCACGAUCUUGAUCAGCUCGCAGAAAGCGUGAAAACCUAUCAGUCAGCGUGCUCCCGCGCCCGCACAUACCCGGAUCCGAAGUCAUUUAACGUCCAAGACCUCCUCACCGAGGCUUCAUUCAUUCAGUCUACCGCCGCUCGACUCGCCGGCACCACGGAAACUUACAUCCCUACCCUUCGCGGAUGGGUGCGCGAUAUCAAGACGUUGAUGCGGGAUGCUGGAAAAACCCUGAGAUUUGCCGAAGGGGUGGGCACCUCAAAGCACACGGAAAUGUACAAAUUGCUCGACGCUCUUGGCCUGCUGCAGGAUUCUGCGCGGCAUGUGCUCUCCCAGUCGCAGAAUCAUAGCGUGCUGAGGCAGUGGCGGGCCGACAGCUUUGCAAUCCUAGUCCGGGAAGCGGAAAGAUUGCCCAGCGAGAGCAGCCUCGUUGCCCGCAGGUGGUUCUCGAAUCGAGGCCCGAAGAUGCUUGAAGCUGUGCCUGACACUGAAGAUCGUCCCGUAACGGGGCCCGUUGAAGGCCUGCAAAGAAUGCCAAACAACAUGGGAGAGACUGAUGGAGUGGAAGGCUGUCCCUAG
Messenger RNA from Paraphaeosphaeria sporulosa, 945 nucleotides. RefSeq lists its product as uncharacterized. The record is from RefSeq and is a predicted model, not a curated record. The coding region runs from base 1 to 945 and encodes 314 amino acids. The transcript has a single exon. Lineage: Eukaryota; Fungi; Ascomycota; Dothideomycetes; Pleosporales; Didymosphaeriaceae.